AGCUGGGCCAUGGCCGGACAAAUGGGAGCAGAGGUGGCCAUCCAGGAGGCACACACGGAUGCAGGACCCAUGAAGGGGAAAGAACCCCUACCCCUGCGCAUGGUUGCUGGCCAGGAAGGGGAGUCGUCCUCAAUGGCGGCCAUCCGUUUUUUAAACGGAUUAUCCGUGACGUCAUCGGCAGCAUUGGGUAGUCAAGUCUGGAUAUCACUUUCUCCUGGAGGUCAUCGUUCAUCAGCUGCUGAUUUUUAUUUAUUAUUCUGUUAUUUAUUUUAUUUUUUGAAAUAUAUGUCGGCUCCUGUUGGUGGCCAGGGUGGGUGUGGGUUUUCAGGGCGUGCCUUCGAUGAGGUCACAACUAGGACUGAUAGCCACUACCAGAGUGGUUACAGCUUUUUAUUUGCGUAAUAUACAGUGAUUACUUACACUAAUACAUUUUAUACAAAUAUUAGAUAACAUAAGAAGCAAUUAAUAACAAGCUUAUAGAAAUAAUUGAAUUACUAACAGUUUUUAACAUAUAAGAUUUGGAGU
Molecule: messenger RNA, 525 nt
Organism: Drosophila bipectinata
Lineage: Eukaryota; Metazoa; Arthropoda; Insecta; Diptera; Drosophilidae
Source: RefSeq, a predicted model, not a curated record